AUGCGUCCGCUAGUAUCGAGCGAUAUUCGCGCUGACCUCGUCUCUAAUGGCCCUGUACUAUUGAUCGAUGUCUCAUCCUUACCGAUUCCCAGGUUCAUCUCGCACCUAAACUACGGAAACUUGAUCAGCAAACUUCCAUUGGAGAUAUGGAGACAGAUCAUAGAUGAACAUGCCAAACUCAUCCAUCCCAAAUACUGGUGUGUUCGUCCCAAGGCCAUUCAAGAAUCCCAGCACGGGAAAACGCUGUUUUGCCAAGGCGUUACUUUCAAUCUCGACUUAGCAGAUCAAUUCUCUGUGGCCGAUGCUGAGGACUUCCUGACUUCAACCGUGGGUUUUCAGCAAGGUCGCAAUGAUCAAAUCAAUGAAAUUGGCAACUUGAAAAAUGAUGCGCCCCCGCGUUCUCCAGAUCGGAACGAUUACACUGAUGAAGCUUCAGACAGCGAGGAUGGAACGUUCGAAGCUGAGGACACAAAGGAUCGCUAUUGUAUCUUCAUGCCUAACGAAGAGGGCCCGAUGGUCCUGCCCUUUCGACCGAGUAACUACGCUGACAUCACCGUCCCUGACUGGAUUGCCUUCUGCGACAACGGUGACUGCUGGGUCUGCGAAGGGGAGCGCAGAAUGUGUCCUGGCUGCACGGGUGGCAAGUAUCAGAAAUUUGAUUGCUUUGGAAGCUGCGGGAGCGGGCUGGCCUGUCCCUUAUGUAUUGGUAUGCAGUUUGCUUGGGACGACAAGGAUUUUUUAGAAACAUACAACCACCCUUAUGCGCCACCGAAGAAGGAAUUAGUGGCGCGCUUUGCAAGACUCAAUAGACGACUGGAGGAGUUUGGCUAUGGACGAUGGGAACCAGAUAUGGCUUCUCUGAAGGACUUGAAGGAUGCAGGUGAGACAUGGGUGAAAGAAUACAAAUAG
This is a messenger RNA of Bacidia gigantensis, 909 nucleotides long. RefSeq lists its product as uncharacterized. The transcript has a single exon. The record is from RefSeq and is a predicted model, not a curated record. Lineage: Eukaryota; Fungi; Ascomycota; Lecanoromycetes; Lecanorales; Ramalinaceae. The coding region runs from base 1 to 909 and encodes 302 amino acids.